This is a messenger RNA of Cheilinus undulatus (humphead wrasse), 7113 nucleotides long. It is a transcript of the gene map3k3, whose product is annotated as mitogen-activated protein kinase kinase kinase 3. NCBI's taxonomy places the organism in Eukaryota, Metazoa, Chordata, Actinopteri, Labriformes, Labridae. Gene Ontology annotation, molecular function: protein kinase activity; protein binding; ATP binding. Gene Ontology annotation, biological process: protein phosphorylation. The transcript is spliced from 17 exons. The coding region runs from base 1429 to 3282 and encodes 617 amino acids. The record is from RefSeq and is a predicted model, not a curated record.
CCAAGUAACAGCGCGUUCCCGCGGCUGCUCGGAGCUAAUGUAAAUAGUUUAGUCAGAAAUUCCCCUGGAAUAAAUGUAUAUUGUUGCAUACGAGUGGAUGACGGAAAAUCUGGUUUUGGUAAACCAUGGAUCCGGUCUUGGACUACAGUUUUCAUGACUUGUUGGAAGCAUAAAGCGGGUUCCGGUGGCGAUAUUUUUUUCUGUCAGGAAGUUUGACGUUUUCGGCUGAAGAUUAUUUCUUUCUUUGUUUUGGUUGAAGGAAGUUUUAUUGGACAACCUUUUGCCACAGAAAGCACACGAAAGCUUUGUGUCUCUUUUCAUUUUUCAUUAUUAAGUCUGUUAAUAUUUUAAAUGAAUCCUCCUUGUUAAACUGAUUGAGUCCGAAGUUACGUGAAGUGUAAACAUCUAAGUUAAUGUUUGGUUUUGCUGCACAGUUUUACGCAAAUGUUUAGUUUUGAGGCCACGUGUUUCAUAAAAGUAGGGAAAUAGUUGCAUAUUUUUGGUUAAAGUCCGCGUGUUUGGGUCACUUUGUUGCAAGCUUGAAGCCCAUUAUAUCGAGCAUUGAAUCAAAUUCCCUUCUGCUGUUGUCACAGGCCACAAAUGGGCCUUUUUGUUUAAUGUUCAGUUUGCAAUGCGGUGCAAGUGUAUGCACGUCAGUCUUAAAAGUAAAGAUUUUUCUGGCCUAGAGUUUUUCGUACUCCAACCUGGCAAGUCAGAGAAGGAAAAUCUGCAAACUUAGCAGGAAGAGAGACCAUCAAAUCACGGAAAUCGUACGGUCUUUUCCUCUGGCGAACAGAUACUCACAAAUGGAUUUCAUACAGGCCAUACGCUUAUUGUUACACCUUAUUGGAUAGUUGUUCUUAUGUAAUAAGACUAAUGGAUACACCACCGUUUCUACAGACUGAAAGUGGUUGAAGUCGAGUUUUUUUCCUCUUAAAAUGUUUUGGAAAUUUAAGUUUUCCAAAGAUUGGAGGCUGCAGCUGAGCAGAAGUUUUGCUGGAGCGCGAGCAGUGUGAUGCACUCCUUUCCAUCGGACCAUUUUCUCUGUCAACACAAAGCUGUUUGAUGUGACCACUGGUGUUUUUACUACCUGGAAAGUACCUGUUUGUGCGCGUGCUUCAAUUUUCCGUUGUAGAAGACAACCCCCUGUUACCUGGGGGGGUCAGCCUCGCUAUGGCGCCCCCUCCCUCACAUACCCUCUCCCUGGUGUGUCGGUCUGACUAAUGCCAUCGAUGGACGUGAAGGAAACCUGGAAAUACUGCGUCAUCCCUACCGCGAGACACCGGUGACCGGAGUCAGCCGCACGCGGGAGAAGCCCAGACUUGCCCUGAUUAAGGUCGUCAAGGUAACAGGCUACCGACUGGUUGGCACAGCAGACACAAGCUUCUGAGGAAAGAUCUGGACACCACGUACACAAACACCGCCACAAUGAAUGAGAGGCAGGCUCUCCACUCCAUAAUGAAGGACUUGGUUGCUCUCCAAAUGACGCGGCGCCAGCCUCUGUCAUCAUACGAUAGUGGCAAACCCAAGACACCAUCCCAGAGCAACAGACAGGAUGAUGUCAGGAUCAAGUUUGAGUUCUCAGGAGAAAGGAGGAUCCUGAUGUUCGGACGGCCCGUGCAGUUUGAGGAAAUCCAGCAGAAGGUCAAGACUGUUUUUGGCCAGCAGCUAGACCUGAAUUAUAUGAACAAUGAGCUGUCGAUCCCUCUGCGAGAUCAGGAUGACCUUGACAAGGCCAUUGACCUGCUCGACCGCAGCUCCAACAUGAAGAGCAUCAGGAUCCUUCUGCUAACACAGGAACACAGUAAUGCCUCCUCCCCCUCACACCCUGUGUCAUGUAAGCAGGUGAGAAUUAAGUCCUCCCAGUCGACAGGAGAUGUUAGCACGGUAUAUCAAUCCCCUGAGCCCAGGGGGCGCCACCUAUCAACUGGUUCUCAGAACACGGGCCGUAGUUCACCGCCUCCUGGCUAUGUGCCUGAACGGCAGCAGAGGAUUGCCCGCCAAGGUUCAUAUACCAGCAUCAAUAGUGAGGGGGAGUUCAUCCCUGAGACCAGUGAUCAGUGUGUGCUGGAUCCCUGGAGCAGUGCAGAAAACUCUGUCUCUGGAAGCUGUCAGUCUCUGGACAGCAACUCGGACAGCCCCUCACUGAGGAAGUCUCGCAUGCACAGAGCCAAGAGUUACCCCGAUAAUCGUCAGGAGUGCUCAGACAGGGAGAAUCAUGUGUAUGACCGAGUAGCAGGGAAAGGAGGCACCUAUCCCCGUAGGUACCAUGUCUCCCUGCAUCAUAAGGACCACAGUGAAGGCCGUCGAACGUUCCCAAGGAUCCGUCGCCCGCAGGGGAACCUGUUCACUCUGGUUCCCUCUCGGCGGUCACUCAAUGGUAGCGAGGAGAGUCUUGGCAGCUGGCAGCUUGUGGAUGCGCAGGGAAGGCUCCGGCCUCAGGAACGAUCUGUUGCACACAAGUCACCCAGCGCCCCGAUGACGUGGCGGCGGGGGAAGCUCCUUGGCCAGGGAGCGUUCGGUCGGGUGUAUUUGUGUUAUGAUGUGGAUACUGGGAGGGAGCUGGCUGCCAAACAAGUCCAGUUUGAUCCUGAGAGUCCAGACACCAGCAAGGAGGUCGGCGCUUUGGAGUGUGAAAUCCAGCUGCUAAAAAAUCUGCAUCAUGAGCGCAUUGUUCAGUACUACGGCUGUCUGAGGGACCGCAAUGAGAAGACCCUCACUAUUUUCAUGGAGUACAUGCCAGGGGGUUCAGUCAAAGACCAGCUCAAAGCCUACGGGGCGCUGACAGAAAACGUGACCCGGAAAUACACGAGACAGAUCCUAGAAGGACUGUCGUACCUGCACAGCAACAUGAUCGUACACAGGGACAUCAAAGGUGCCAACAUCCUGAGGGAUUCAGCGGGCAAUGUGAAGCUCGGAGAUUUUGGUGCCAGCAAGAGGCUGCAGACCAUCUGCAUGUCUGGCACGGGCAUCCGCUCAGUGACUGGCACCCCCUACUGGAUGAGCCCGGAGGUGAUCAGUGGAGAGGGUUACGGCAGGAAGGCAGAUGUCUGGAGUCUGGGCUGUACGGUGGUAGAAAUGUUGACAGAAAAACCUCCCUGGGCUGAAUUUGAGGCCAUGGCCGCCAUAUUCAAGAUCGCCACACAGCCCACCAACCCUCUGCUGCCCUCGCACACCUCGGACCAGGCGCAGAACUUCAUCAGCUGCAUUUUUGUGGAGGCCAAACACAGACCCAGCGCAGAGGAGCUGCUCAGACAUCCCUUCUCCCAGAUUCUGUGCUGAUGAGCCUGCCUGGUUGGCACAGUCGCCUCAGCAGUAUCUGUAGCCUCUCUGAACACAUCCAGAGCAGGAAUGGAGACCAGGAAGUGGUCUAGAAGUCAGUGUUAUGUUAAACUUACCAAACUUUAGCAACUGUUCAAAUGAUUCAAUGAGAUCUUUGCACACAUCCAGACAUUUUACAUCAUCAGUGCCUUCGUGCCCAGCGACAGCCCUCAUGCUCACCAGUGGGGCAAACAAACAGACUAAGCAUCUGGUGGGCUGCUGAUCUGUCACACAAACACUCCUAAUGAUGCCCUCCAUCAUUUAUGCACCGGUUGUGUCUUUACAAAGUUUCCUCUCCAGAGUUUACUUUCUGUAGGAGCUUCAUAAACUUUUAGCUCAGCACCGGUUUAAAGCUACAGCAGCUUCAAUCUCAAGUUUGCCCAGUGGGGUUUAAACCCUGCUGGGAAGGGUUUUCUCCUUGUUUUUCACUCAUGUCUGUUUUUUUUAAAGAAAUUCCACUCUUGAACCCCAUGAAAGCCAAUUAAGCUAUUUCCGAUGCAGACUAGAUUUCUGACUGCAUGUUUGAAAGACAGAAGAGUAAUGUACACGUGUAGAGCAGCUACACUGGAGUUUAAUAGAAGAACAAUGUUUAGCUAAGUUUCCUUGUUUUUUGCAAUUAAGACAGCAUUGAGUCAAAAUUAACAAUACAACCUCUUCUACUGACAGCAUUCUUAGUGGACUAUAAUACACUGCAGCAUCACUCCUUCUAUUACUGUUAAAUUUGUGAUAAAGCAGCUCAGAAAUAUUUAUCUGAUGAUCCUGGAAAACUCAGAAGGAUGUCUAAGGGCCUGUGUCCACACCCCUAACAGGUUUAUGUUUUGGCAGUUAAAUUGAAUAGCAGACUGGCCAGAUUCCAUGUCUGUCAUCAGGUAGAUACAUCUUGCAAAGCUCCAAUCGAUUAAGCCCGUUCUGAGAAGGGACCUUACCAAUCAGCAUCAUUUUAGGAGAGAAGGAGGCGGGGUUUAGUUGCAAUGGAAUGCAGAUAGCGGUGGCUGUCGCCAGUGUAGCAUUUAGCCUUGCAGUUUUAUCAGAGCUGGACCACAUUUCUGUGUCAAAUAAAGAGCAAAGAACAGUGCAGAAAGAUUUUCAUGACAAAAAAAUGAAAACAGUAGAGAUUAAAUUCUGAGGUCCCCAAACCGGAAACCCUCCUCCCCACGACUGCACUUAAAAUUCAGCUAAUGUGACAGAACAAAUCAGAGAAUCAGAAACAAACAUCACACACGCUCGCUUUUGCAUUGGAGGAUGUGAGAUGAAAUAGCCUUGACUGUCAUUUACUACUGUAAAGAAUGAAACUACCAAUUUUUGGUGCCAACAGUACCUGAAUCCUUAUAAAUGAGGUGUAAUUGUGCCUAAAUUGUACACUCUGUCCUUGGCUUAAGUCUGUUUAAAAUUGCUUUCUAUAUCCUGAAUUUUUGAAUUAUUUAGGAAAUUUCACAAAGUUAAUAUUUCAAAAAGGAAAGGAAUUGUGUUGUCUGGAAACUUUACCCUAUAAGAAACAAGUGUGACAGUCAAUUGUUGUUAGAGGUCCACCUCCUUCUUGAUUUUGAUUGGUUGGUGGGGUAGAAGGACAUAGAAGUGCAGCAGUGGCCAAAAGUUUAACUAUUCAAAACUGUGAGAGGUCUCAGUGCAUAACACAGCUAAUGUGGCCAUAUUUUAACCUAGGAUGAUGAAAGUGGUGAAAAUGUUGACCUAUGUUGGUUUUGUGUAGAAAAUACGGACCUACCAGCUAGAAAACUGUGGCCACAAGCCUUAAGAAGAGAUAUAACUGGGCCAGAAUAAUGUAAACAUGCUGCUAAUAACCUGGACGAAAGACAUUUUACAUUUUUGCAAAACAAGUUUUUAUAUCCAAUUUUAUACUUUUGGAAAAAUAACUUUUUCAUAAAGUAGAGAAAUUUUCAGCUGUCAUUCUUAUUAUGAGUGAAAAACUGCAUCAGUGUUAAUUCAUUUUAUUUUUGUAGUUCAUACAAAAUUUAAUUUAAAUUUCUUUAUUUCACAAAGCCAACAAGGACAAAUGUCAUUUCCAGCUUCAGUGCCACAAAAUGUUUUCACCUCUUUUAUGUUUUACCAUAUUAUUGAUUUUAUAAAUCAAUCACAGUCAAUAUAAUUUGGCUUUUUGACCAAAAUAUACCAAAAAAAAUCCCUUUAAUGUUAAAGUGAAAACACCCUCAGCCACAAUCACAGCACAGCUAGACAUUUUUUCUCCAUUCUUUGCCAACCUGCUCAAGCGUGGUCAGGUUGCACUGGGAUCAGGCUCUUCUCAAGUCCAGCCACAAAUUCUCUAUAGGAUUGAGGUCUGGGCAAAAAGGAAAAAUAUAUUGUUUAAGAUUAAUUAAUGAAAUCAAUGAAAGGGGGUUAGUUCUUUUUAUGGGCACAGUAGCUGCGUGGAAAUUCAGUCACAACAUUGGAAACAGAUUUUGUUCUGAUGCAGAAAUGUUUAAUUCAUGUGUAGAGACUCUCGAACACCCAGCUGUUAAGCUACUGUUUUUGUUUUCAACAGCAUUUGUGUCACACCAUUCUAGCCAGAUAAACUCCCAUAGAAAAUGUGAGUUAGCUCUGUAACCUUUCAAGACAAACUGAGGGUGCUUUUCCUUUAAAUUCCUUUUCCCCAGUCUUCUUCUGUCCUUUACUUGUGACAUAUCCGUCUAAGAGCUCCUGCUUGAGCUCUUUAGUGUUGAAGGUAUUAUCAGCAGACAAAGUGCCAGAUAAUAGCAGUAAAAGGCUUUACUAUGAGCUUGGUUUUUAUGUUAAGAGGCGAACAAUGCUUAUUUUAUGGUUUUCAACUUCAGGCCUUAAUUUAGAAGGUUUUAUUUUCUAGUGUGUCUGGACCAAACACUCCCUUUAUAGCUUAAGGAUCAGUUUUCAAUCAGAUGCACUUUUUUGUGUAAAAUGAAUGUUGUGGAGUUUUUGUUCUCGUUACCAAAUUUAUUUUUUAUUUUUUAUUUUUUUUUUACUUCAAAUGUGAAAAUAGUUUAAUUCUUUUUAAUUUAUAUCCCCAUGUCAAGUCCAGGUGGGUUCUAUAAGCAAAUGUAUACUAUGUAAGGAUUUAUUUUUUAUAUUCAGACUGUGUCAGCAUUGAAUGAUACUUUGGGGAUUUUGUGUAGUUAAAUUGUUGAAAGCAGCUGGUUUUGCAGACAUUAGAGAAUAUGAUUUUUAAAUGAAAAAUGGGUGGAAAAGGGACUCUGACCACACGCUGUGUGUUCCAGCUCAACAAAAUACACAUUCUUAGCUACAAUUAGCAGUAUUACCUGACGGGCUGUGGAUGUAGUGGCCAAAUUUACAAGAAAAUCUAUCAGGAAUAUUUUAACAUGUGAUGCACAAGUCACUGCGGUAAAAUUAAAAAGUGUGUGUGAGCCAAAGACGAGCCGGACCAGAGCCAGUGCUGGAUUUCAGAGUCUGCUUUUCAACCCAGAUGACAAUUUUGUUUAUCCCAGGGUUCAAACGAGUCCAGUAUUGAAAGAUUAUCUGGGCAAAGGGCUUCCUGCUGCCUAAUAUGAGAACUCUCUAUGUGGCCGCUACAAGCUAAAGGCAGCUAAAACAUGUUGCAAUUAUUCAUUUUAAAGAAAAAGACAAAGAACCCUGUGGUAAGCAAAUGAACCUAGACUAGGAGAUCUCUCUAUAUGUAAAUGUAUGAGUAUGUAUCAUGACAGGACUUGCAGUGCAAAGUCUGAUGUACUAAAUGUAUUAUACAGCAAGGAAAGAUAGUAUGUUUGAAGAGUGUUAUAUAUACAUAUAUAUAUUGUAUACUGUAUAUAUGUCAUGCCCUUUCUUCUAAAGUAAUAAAUUGUUUUGAAA